Molecule: messenger RNA, 1089 nt
Organism: Paramecium sonneborni
Lineage: Eukaryota; Ciliophora; Oligohymenophorea; Peniculida; Parameciidae
Source: the annotation of a GenBank genome assembly
AUGAAAUAAAUAUAAUAUGAAUAGAUUUUGAGGGCUUCUUAAGAAAUUCAAUUAAGAGAUAAAUUUGCUUAGCUUUCAUCAAAAGCUCAUGAAUUUGUAAGAAAAUAAAUCAAAUAAUUGGAAUCAAAUUAUAAUUAAUAAAUUUCCACAAUCUUUGAGCAAUAUUAUGAAUGUAAAAUGAUGUGUGAUUAACUAAAAUUUAAAAAUGAGCAAUAUGCAAAACUCAUAUUAGAAUAAGAAUUUAAAUCUAUUUAGACUAAAAAUUAUGUUUGUCUUGAAAUUGUUAAUUAACUUUUAACUUAGAAGAUUAAUUCACUCCUAAUGUAACUCAAAAAUCAUAAUAUCAUUUCUGAAAGUGAAUAUUUUUCUUAAAGGAAUUUGAUUUAAAUGAGUAUAGCUGAGGUUAUACAUAAUACUAAAAACCAAGCACAUUCUGUUUAAGAGAAUUAAAAUCUUGAAAAUUGUGAAAAUUAUGAAAAUUAUGAGAAUCAUGAAAAUUUGGAGCCAGCAUAGAUCUUGCCAUCAUUUUCUAAAUAAGAAAGUCAAAGCUAAUUGAUGAAUUUCAAAAAAGCAGCUGAUGCAGUUAAGUUUCAAUCUGUCGGGACUUAAACAAAAAUAAUUCAAAAAAAAGAGAAAUUUGUGAACUAGUCAAAAAUAUAGAAUUUAGUUAGAUAAAGUCCUUCUCCUGAUAUAGACAGAGAAUUACUUGAGUGUAAAAAAUCUAUUAAAGAAUUAUAAAAAAGUAAGAUUGAUUUAUAAGCAAAUAAUGAAUUUUUAAAAUCUUAGAAUUAUAAUCUUUUAACUAAAUUAAAUAAAAAAUAAAAGAAUUAAUUCAAAUGUGAUCAUAAUGUUAUCAAAAAUACAAAUACAUCACAGGCACAUGUAAUUAAAAAAUUUCUAAAAUUUGAUGAUAUACUUUUUAAAAAUGUAACAUCUUUUUAAAUGGCUUAAAGUUUUGAUUUAAGACAAGGAAGUAUAAGUAGUAGAUAAUUUUUUUCAAGGCCCAGAACUUCUGCUCCAAAUUCUACAAGAAAUAGAUUUAAUUCAACUUAGUAACCAUCAAGAAGUGGUUUUCAUGUAUUAUUAUGA